Molecule: messenger RNA, 1747 nt
Organism: Musa acuminata AAA Group (dessert banana)
Lineage: Eukaryota; Viridiplantae; Streptophyta; Magnoliopsida; Zingiberales; Musaceae
Product: probable sugar phosphate/phosphate translocator At3g11320
Exons: 4
Coding region: 469-1416 (315 amino acids)
Cellular component (GO): Golgi apparatus
Molecular function (GO): antiporter activity
Source: RefSeq, a predicted model, not a curated record
GGAUCAUAUAACCAAAGAAAAUAAUACGCCGGCAUAGGGGUAGGAUUGUCUUACUAUAUUUUGUUGGAACCGCUGAGAUUUGAGACUUUAAAGAAUUGAAGGAAGCUUUGCACAUUUGAGAGCUCCAUGUCGAUGGACGGAGUCGUCGCCUUCCCCUUUCAUUAUUCGCCAUCACCAUCUCGCUUCUCUUCUUCUCGUUCUCAAAUAAAAUAGCGAGGCAUUCUCUAGCCUCUCUCAGAUCCACCUCUCUUCCCCAUCUCCCGAAGCCUUAACCCUGGUCCCAAUUCUCCACAUCACCCCCUUCUCUCUCUCCGAGUUCCAAGAACCGAUCGGAUCGGUCGGGAUCCAUCCGAGGAUCGACGAUCCCUCUGCGUCGAUCUCCGCAUCUCGGCGUAGGUCCGCCGAUCUCCUCGCCGUCACUCGCCGGAUCCCCGCAGGAGGAGCAGCGACCGAGAAGAAGCGGAGGAGAUGAGCUCAAAGGCGGCCUUGUCGACGGCGCUGGCGAACGGCCGGUUCUUCACCGUCGGGCUCGUCGCUUCAUGGUACUCCUCCAACAUCGGGGUGCUCCUCCUCAACAAGUACCUGCUGAGCAACUACGGGUUCAAGUACCCCAUCUUCCUCACCAUGUGCCACAUGACGGCCUGCUCCCUCCUGAGCUACGCCGCCAUCGCGUGGCUCAAGCUCGUGCCGAUGCAGUCCGUCCGGUCCCGCGUCCAGUUCCUCAAGAUCUCCGCACUCAGCCUCGUGUUCUGCGCGUCGGUGGUCAGCGGGAACAUCUCGCUCCGCUACCUCCCCGUCUCGUUCAACCAGGCCGUUGGCGCCACCACACCCUUCUUCACCGCCGUGUUUGCUUACCUCAUGACUCUCCGGCGGGAGUCGUGGAUCACGUACAUCACCCUCAUACCUGUCGUCACUGGUGUUAUUAUUGCCAGCGGGGGGGAGCCAAGUUUUCAUUUGUUUGGUUUUAUUAUGUGCAUUGGUGCCACCGCUGCUAGGGCACUUAAGUCAGUGUUGCAAGGAAUUUUGAUGGCUUCUGAAGGGGAAAAGCUUAACUCUAUGAAUCUCCUCCUAUAUAUGGCUCCAAUAGCAGUAAUUUUUCUCCUUCCUGCAACAAUUAUAAUGGAGGAGAAUGUGGUUGGAAUAACACUGGCACUUGCUAGAGAAGACUUCAAGAUUAUUUGGUACCUCCUGUUUAAUUCUUCGUUGGCAUAUUUUGUGAACCUGACCAAUUUCCUGGUCACAAAACAUACCAGUGCUUUGACCCUUCAGGUUCUUGGAAAUGCGAAAGGGGCAGUGGCUGUCGUCAUCUCAAUUAUGAUAUUCAGGAACCCAGUGUCCUUUACAGGGAUGGCUGGCUACACGCUUACAAUCAUUGGUGUCGUCCUUUACAGUGAAUCUAAAAAGCGCAACAAAUAAGGUGUUUCGAGGGGGCAGGACGAUAGUUGUGCUCCUCAUGAUCCGGUGGCAAAUGCCUUCAUUGGGGUUGGGAUGUUACCCCACCCUGUUCUUUUACUGUAAACCUCGAUGGAUCCUCCUCCUCUGUAUCAGUAUAGUGAUAGAGGAUGAGCAUGUUUGCAAUAAGUAUAGAUGGCGUUUAUGCCUUCACAAAAAAAGGUAUAUAGGAAGCAAUCUUUGCCCCUUUUGUUUUCAAACAUAUUUAUAGGCAAAGGGUUCUAACUGUUUUUGUUUUAUAUUAAUGCAACAAUACAUUACUCAAAAUUAUGUGACAAUAGUUGUUUUUGCUGAA